Messenger RNA from Thlaspi arvense, 636 nucleotides. The record is from the annotation of a GenBank genome assembly. Lineage: Eukaryota; Viridiplantae; Streptophyta; Magnoliopsida; Brassicales; Brassicaceae.
AUGUGGCAAAGAGUACACUUGAGAUCGAACAUAUAUAGGGCUUGUCUAGAGACAGUACCACACGCCAUGAAUUCACAAGUACUGUUUACUGAUGUAAACAACUUUGGACACAACAAGAACAAGGAAGUUGGAGUUAUUAACUGUCGCCGCUUGGGAUUCCAGAUUUUAUUAAACAAUGGCUCUUUAAGCUUUUCCGUAGAUUCCUCUACCCAAGGAGUGAUUGAUGAGUUGUGGGCAGCAAAUAUUCAGAUUGAUGAGCUGAACAAAAGGGAUGAGGAGCAAGAAACAAAGAUGGUGAUUGGUGAUGAUGGAGAGAGAGAGCAAGAACAACAGACGAUGCAGCAGGCCGAACAGGAUAUCAAGUUCACAUAUUUUAACAACACACAACUGCUCUUGAAACAAUUUGCGGGCAUCCCUCUUCCACUACCUCCACCAUCCAAGCUGGAUUUGAGGAGAAGGAUACACUGAGAGAGAUAUAGGUUUACAGGUAUUGUCGAGCUUGCUAUUAACAAAAUUUACAACUAUAUACGUGAUACAAGAGUUUAUUAGGUUUUUGUGGUCAAUCACUAAGCUUGUACUAGUCAGUUGUAGUAUAACAUUGGUUCUUAAUGUCAAUCCAAGAGAGUUUUGUUGGAA